Messenger RNA from Spodoptera exigua (beet armyworm), 1398 nucleotides. The record is from the annotation of a GenBank genome assembly. Lineage: Eukaryota; Metazoa; Arthropoda; Insecta; Lepidoptera; Noctuidae.
CGGGAAAAUAGCUAUCUUUGUCUUUUUGUUAUUGCUUUUUAUUCGUGAUUCGUGAAAUUAAAUAAUAUUAAUGUGUCUAAUAAAUUGUGUGUGAAGUUUUACAUCGGUGAAAACGAUGUGUUCGGAGUCUUUACCGAAGGAGUUUGAAAAGACCACAGAGGUCUUACCCUUCCCGAAAUAUGGGCUAUCAUCGAUGGAAGAGUUCCGGAAGGCUGAGGAGGAGGUCCACCACCACGAAUGGCUGAAGAAAGCUGGUCUCACCAGUGAAGAAAUAAAGCUGUACCAAGAGAAUGAGGCGGGGCUUCUAGACCAGCGUAAAAAGAUCGAGUCUGGAGUGCUGAAGGAUAAACUCGAAGAAAUAUACAAUAAAAUCAAUAAUACUCACAAUGAAACAAAAAGCCAUACAGUAACAUCGCAAACUGAACAGCCAAGCACAUCAUCCACUCCUGAAAAUCUCAUAGAAAGACUUCAACAGAAGCCAAUCACAUUCUAUCCGGAAGGUCAUCCAAUGAAUGAGUUGAAACAGCUUGAGGGAAACCUCUUUGGACAUAUGAAAAAUGAUAUAAUGCCACUUACUAAGAGACGUAAACUCCUACGUCGCUUGCAGAGGAAGAAAGAGAGACUGCAGCAUGACAAUCCUUUCAACAUUGCUGCGAUACCAAGCACAUCCAGAGUAGACCGACCUGGUAGUCUUUGGGAUAUGAGGGAGAUGCCUCGUUUGAUUCCGCACACAAUCACUAGCAAAGACCAGGAGGCUAACGCAAUGGGUCCGCAUUUCCGAGCUAUGUAUACUGUAAGGAACAACAAAAUUCUAAGGCUGGAGCCUGUGCAGCGUGAGCAGGAGGAGUAUAGGGCUGUGGACAUUGUGAUGCCGAUCAAUGACGCUGAAGCAAAUUUGUUGGAAGGGACGAAGAUGACUGUGGAUGACAUCAGGAAGAUAGACCGAUUCAAGGAUUGGACACCUGGUACUCCGUCAAAGGUGCUGUACUUGAAGAACAUAGCUCCGACAGUGAGCCACGAGCAGCUGUCUCUGCUGUUCAACCAGUUUGUGCUGGCUAACGGUGGCCCCGUGGACGUCAGGCUGAUGACCGGCCGCAUGCGAGGACAGGCGUUCGUGUCCUUCCAAUCGGAAGAAAUAGCUAUUCAGGCCUUAGAAGAGGUCCACGGAACUAUACUGAGCGGAAGACCAGUGAUCGCAGAAUUUGGGAGAAAUACCAACAGCAUCCAGGACGACUUCAGAUAAAUUAAUCGUAAGAGCAUAGUACUUCACAGCUAUACAACCUCUAGCGUAUGAACACGAAUUUCUUAGAAGUCUGUUCAUUUAUUCGUCCCUACAUAAUCUGUGACAGAAACAAAGAAAAAAAUGGCGCGCUUUUUUAGAAGACGUCAAACUUUUAA